AUGGACUCUGCGCACUUGGUACUCGAAGAACGCGACGCAAACGGCAACUUCUCAAAGGCCUUCUACGACAACGCGCUCGACGCCGAAAAGCACCUCGCCCUUCCCGGCGACCGGCGCAGCAGCAACCCCGACCCUCUACACGAUCUCGGGCGGGCGCCGAGCAGAAUUGUCGAGGUUUCUGCAAAUGACAAGUCUGUCUACCAGUAUCUCUCGAUCGGCGGCCGGCGCCCGUCGUCGUCGAGAGUACUGCGCGUGUUGCAGUUCCUGAUCAGCGUGUUUCUGCCGACUGGCUAUCCCGACAGUGUGACCUCGGAUUAUGUGGACUACCAGAUCUUUGACUCGAUCCAGGCUUUUGCUAGCACGAUCGCCGCGCUCAUCGGGAAUCGGGCAGUACUCACCGCCGUCGGAGUUGGCGACAAGAACGCGACGAGCACAUCGGCUAUGUUUAUCACCGGCUUGCAAGAGACACUAGGCCGUCUAGCCACCAUCAGUUUUGCCUGGAAGUACGGCUCAACUCUAGAGCAGGAAUGCAAGAAGUUCAGAUUCGUCGCUGACCUCGUGUACAAUGCUGGUGUUAUCUGCGACGUUUGUGCGCCGUACUUUGGAGUCUCUAGAAGCACGAAAAUCUUCUUCCUGUGCUGCUCGGGUGUUCUUAAAGCUGUCUGUGGAGUUAUGGCCAAUGGAUCGCGAGCGGCUUUGACUCAGCACUUUACCGAUUCCGAACGUGGCAGUAUCUCGGAUGUAUCUGCGAAAGAUGCCUCCCAGGAAACCGUCAUCUCGCUGAUGGGCAUGCUGGUUGGUGCGAUUAUAGUUCCGUAUGUCAAUACCGACAUCCAGAUCUGGACGACGCUACUUUUGCUCAUCACGGUCCAUCUCACGACAAACUACUGGGCGGUGACCUCUGUGGUCAUGGACACUUUGAACCGACAACGUGUCAAUAUAGUAUUUGCUUAUUUGAUGGACCAGACGUCGCCGCUCAUGCUUGAGUCGGACCUUCUUGACCACCAGUCAGUUCUUCCCUCGCGGAUCUUAUCGCCAAAAGAGGUUGUCAAGCAAGAGAGAGUGCUCGAGCGCGACGGCUUGCUUCGCUGGGGCAGCGGCAACACAAUCUUGGGCCACGCCUCGAUCGGUAGUUUCUCAGAAGUGUACAGGAUCCUACCGAGCGGUAUGACGGUCAACGAGCUGCUACAUCUGUUUGGCGACGGUAAAGCCGGGUACGUACUCUGGUUCGAACACGGCCGCGUGAACGGUCGAAAGGGUUCGUUUGUGACCGUCCGCGGCGCGCUGAUCGAUGUCAAUCACGCAGACGACGAGGACUAUGCAAACUCAGAUGCAGCAUACUACGGCGUCAAUCCAGAGUCGAAGGAGGCAGCAGAGACCGACACGCGCGAGCUGCGCGCCUGGGUGCACGCACUCUACCUCGCGAAGAGCAUCCGCGCGCUGCACCACGGCAGCGGCGACGUCACGUCGCUGACGGCUGCGCGCGACCACGUACGGCGCACGCUGAAGAUCGUCGACGGACUGUUCGACAGCAGCGGCCUCGUUGCGGACGCGCUCCGUCUGCGCGGAUGGGACCUUUCGCGGGGCCGUACGAUGGUGGUGAGCGGGAGCGUACCGCGCAUUAGUGUUCGGGGUCACGUGACUUCGGGAGAACGAUAA
Myxozyma melibiosi is the source of this 1659-nucleotide messenger RNA. RefSeq names its product vitamin B6 photo-protection and homoeostasis-domain-containing protein. The record is from RefSeq and is a predicted model, not a curated record. The transcript has 5 exons. Lineage: Eukaryota; Fungi; Ascomycota; Lipomycetes; Lipomycetales; Lipomycetaceae. Bases 1 to 1659 code for a protein of 552 amino acids.